Molecule: messenger RNA, 3201 nt
Organism: Pipistrellus kuhlii (Kuhl's pipistrelle)
Lineage: Eukaryota; Metazoa; Chordata; Mammalia; Chiroptera; Vespertilionidae
Gene: SPRTN
Product: SprT-like N-terminal domain
Exons: 6
Coding region: 395-1813 (472 amino acids)
Biological process (GO): DNA repair
Cellular component (GO): nucleus
Molecular function (GO): metalloendopeptidase activity; polyubiquitin modification-dependent protein binding; single-stranded DNA binding
Source: RefSeq, a predicted model, not a curated record
UAUCGCGGAAGUGAGUAUGGGGGCGAGACCGAGCGGGAAGUAGGCAGUGCGCUUGCGCGUAGCUUGAAGAUGUAGGCGUGUCGAGACGGCGGCGGCGACGGCAGUUUCCUGAAACUCCUGGCGUCCGAAUUCUUGGCACCCUGAGGAGGUGCCAUGCCGAGUUCUUUUUCUUAAGCCUCAGAACUUGGCUUCGGCCUUGGGGGCCAACCUCAGCUUUCCUCAUCCUCGAGCCCGUUUGCCCCGAGUUCUCGCGAGAGCUGCGGGCUGAGCCGAGAGCAGCCCAACAGCCGGUUUCUCGGCGGAGCUCAGCCCGGGAUCCGCCAACGGAUCUGCCGCGCCCGCGAGCGAGCCCGACGCCCCCCGCGGAGACGACCGCCCGGGGACCCUGGCAGCGAUGGACGAGGACCUGGUGCUGGCGCUGCGGCUCCAGGACGAGUGGAACCUGAUGACGGAGCGCGAGCGGGCCCUGGAGGCCCAGGAGCCCCUGUCGCUGGUGGACGAGACGUGGGAGCUGGUGGACCCCACGCCGGACCUGCAGGCCCUGUUCGUGCAGUUCAACGACCGCUUCUUCUGGGGCCAGCUGGAGGCCGUGGAGGUCAAGUGGAGCAAGAGGAUGACCCUGUGCGCGGGGGUCUGCACGUACGAAGGGAAGGGCGGCAUGUGUUCCAUCCGCCUCAGCGAGCCGCUCCUGAAGUUGAGACCGCGGAAGGAUCUUGUGGAGUGCCUCAAAGUUAAAUGCUUUCAGACCCUCUUGCAUGAGAUGAUACACGCCUAUCUGUUCAUCACCAACAACGACAAAGACCGGGAGGGGCACGGCCCCGAGUUCUGUAAGCACAUGCACCGCAUCAACGGCCUGACCGGAGCCAACAUCACGGUGUACCACACCUUCCACAGCGAGGUGGACGAGUACCGGCGCCACUGGUGGCGCUGCGACGGGCCCUGCCGCUUCCGGAAGCCCUACCUCGGCUACGUGAAGCGCGCCACCAACCGCGCGCCCUCCGCCAACGACUACUGGUGGGCGGAGCACCAGCACUCCUGCGGGGGCACCUUCAUCAAGAUCAAGGAGCCAGAGAACUACUCCAGGAAAGGCAAAGGGAAGACCAAGCCGGCAGCAGCGGAGAACAAAGACAAGACGAACGGCGUGGUCCCGUUUAGCGGGAGGGGACACGUCCUGGGAGAAACCAACAACUUACCGUCAUCAGGGAAGUCCCCCACGCAGAGUGCCGUUAACAAGACCCAGGAGCCGCUAGGUCAGGACCACCCAGCCGGGGCCGGAAGACGGAAGCCUAAAACCCAGGCGGAAUUCGAGCAGGACGGUUCGAGGAAAAAGACCGGCUCCCCGGCGCCGAACGCCAGCCGCCAAAGCACGGUGAGCAGCUACUUCCCGCGGGCGGCGGCCGCCCAGGCUUUCCGCGCCAGCGCCAGCGGGGCCCCCGCGGAGAGCCCGGCCCCUUCCGCCGCCCGGAGGCGGCCCUCCUCCUCCUCCAAGGCCGCCCUCAGGAGCGUGCCCUCCACCUCUGCGGCCGCCGCCCAGGGCAGGGGCUGGGCAGACACGGGGCCCCCCAGCAAACAGCGCAGGCUGGAGGGCAAGACUGUCUUCGACAAGUUCUUCAUCAAGACAGAGAAGGUGCCGAGCGGUGGCGGCGAUCCCUGUCCCGCGGCUGCAGCGCCGACUCCCGGAAGCCCCGGCAGCCGGAGCACAACGGUGGCCUGCCCCGUGUGUCAGGACCAAGUGCUGGAGUCUCUGGUCAACGAGCACCUCGACCUGUGCCUUGAAGGUGAUGGCAGCCAAGUCAAAAGCAGAAAUCUUUGAAAACAAGGUCUCACACACAUACCACCGUGUCAGUCUCUCAGGGAGUCCGGGUAAAUACUAAGACUUGUAACUGACAGAUGUCCUAUUUAUGUAUACCUAUGACACUGUGAUUUUAAAUAUUUGUCUAAGGUGCUAUAUUUAUAUUUAUGUUCACUCGUGCCUUACGUAUGCUGCAGCCCAGUUCUGCAUGUUUACAUGCAUAGUUUUCAGAAUCUCUUUCUUGCUCUUAAAGGUUUUAAAUACUUUAAUCUUUUUGUGUACUUCCCUCACAAUAUUUAGUGAAGAAUUAACUGUUUGGUUAAAUUGAGUAUUUAUUAAUAUUAAAACUCAUUCCUAGUACUGUUAAUGUGUAUACGGUCAGGCAUACUGACCCAAAACACAAUCUAGAAUACAAAGUUAGCUGUUAGGGUACUCAAGGUUAUUUAAAAUGCUUUUUAGAUUUUUCCUCCCAAAUCUUAACAGGAAAUACAUUUUAUAUACUUGAAAGAAUUUUGUCUUAGCCGGUUUUAGGUAAAAGUAGACAGAGUGUGGUAAAACAGAUUUCUUUUGGAAUAUUCCUGGUAACAAAUGGCCACUUAACUUUUCUAGGCCAGAGUUAGUUUUUCUCAAAAUUGAGCAACAUGAGUGGCUAAAACUCGGUGCUAAGUACCUAAUGCCUACCACACAGCAGAGUUGCCUAGCUUAUGCUCAGCUUAUCUGGAAGUAGGAUGACCCUGUAAGCCAAAGUUGAAACCAUUUUCAUAAGAAUAUUUUAGCGAAGGAACCUACUUUCAUCCGUUCGCUUCUGUCUCAGCAUGUUGGCAUAUUCCCAAGACUCGAGUUCGCACGUUUUCUUUCUUCUUAACUUCAGUGCAACAUGACGUGUGUUCACGAGGUGCAGAGUGCUCAGGGCGAACCUGGGAUCCUCCUGGUGUUACCCAGCGAACACCCACUUUUCUUCUCUGUCACCACAGGUUCGCUUAGCUCGUUCUGAACUUCAUAAAGUAGCACUUUGUUCUGGGGAGCAAAAGUUCAUUCUUUUUUUAAAUUGCCCUGUAGUAUAUAUGUGAAUAUGCCAAAAGGUACACAUCCAUUCUACAUUAAUGGGCGUUUGAAUUACUUCCGGGCGGAGCUGGCGAUAGUGAAUGAUGCUGCUAAGAACAGCCUUGUCACUUUCUUGGGCUUGUACUCAGGAGUGGAUUGCAGGCUCUCGGGGUGUAUUUAUGGUUAGCUAUAGGAAAUGUUGCCAGUUUAUGCUCUUACCAGCCAUGUAUGAGGGUCUCAGUUAUCUAGUUACUAACUCUAUCAUCAAUCCUUGUCAUUUUAGCCUAUCUGGUUGACAGUUCACAAGUUUUGAUAUUUCUCAAGUGUGAAGUUGAAAAAUAGUAUUUAAUAAAUAGAAAUUACUU